Molecule: messenger RNA, 1339 nt
Organism: Didymella exigua CBS 183.55
Lineage: Eukaryota; Fungi; Ascomycota; Dothideomycetes; Pleosporales; Didymellaceae
Product: C-3 sterol dehydrogenase/C-4 decarboxylase family protein
Exons: 2
Coding region: 52-1164 (370 amino acids)
Biological process (GO): steroid biosynthetic process
Molecular function (GO): 3-beta-hydroxy-Delta5-steroid dehydrogenase (NAD+) activity
Source: RefSeq, a predicted model, not a curated record
CCGCAACAGAUCCCAUUCCCCUGCACCACCUCCAAUUGAACACCGGUCAACAUGUCGGCCCCUUCAAAGUUUCAGACCCUUGGUACGGUGGUUGUCGUCGGUGGCUGUGGGUUCCUCGGCAGCCACAUUGUGAGCUACAUCGUCCAACGCCAUCCUCAGACCCAGAUCGCAGUGCUCGACCUGCGCACCAAUUCGAACCGUCACGCGAGCAGCACCGUCUCCUAUCACGAUGGCGACAUCACCGACCUCGCAGCGAUGCAGGAGUUCUUCACCAGAACUAAGCCGGAUGCCGUCAUUCAUACAGCAUCACCCCACUUCAACCUGCCACCUGCGGUCCACGACAAGGUCAAUGUCCAGGGUACCAAGAACCUGCUGAAGGCGUCGCAAGAUGCUGGAGUCAAGGCUUUUGUUUACACCAGCUCUGCUAGUGUCGUUUUUGGGGGAACUACAGAGCUUGUCAACGCGAACGAAGAGUGGCCGUUGGUGACUGGCGAUGCUCAGCCAGAGUACUACACUACUACCAAGGCCUUCGCUGAGACAUACGUCCUCGAAGCGAACCGCAAGCCCGAGAACUUCCUCACCUGCGCCAUCCGCCCCGCAGGCAUCUUUGGCGAAGGCGACGUACAGCUUCUUCCUAAGAUAGUCCAGGCCUUCAAAGAUGGAAAGACCAAGUUCCAGGUCGGCGACAACGACAACCUCUUCGACUUCACAUACGUUGAGAACGUAGCAUACGGACACGUCUUAGCAGUACUCGCUCUGCUCACCACACAAAAGAUGGGAACUAUCCCUAUUGACACUGAGCGCGUUGACGGCGAGGCUUUCUUCAUCACAAAUGGCGAGCCGGUCUACUUUUGGGACUUUGCGCGCGCAGUGUGGCACGAGGCCGGUGACCGUCUUCCUCUGAAGUCGGUAUGGCAUUUGGACGCUGGGUUCGCCAGCACGAUUGGCUUUUUCUCGGAGUGGGCCAUGUGGCUGAUUGGCAAGACACCCAACUUGACAAGGGCGCAAGUCAGGUACAGCACGCUGAAGAAGUACCACAGCAUUGCGAAGGCAAGGAGCAGGCUUGGCUACCAGCCAAUUGUCAGCCUGGACGAGGGCGUGAGGAGGGGAGUGAGGUACAUCCUCGAGCAGGAUGAAAAAGCAGGCCAGAAGAAGGGACAGUAAAUACGACACGAUGGACUUUGCGACUGAGGCCAGCGCAUCGCAUUAUGGAUAGUGUAAUCUAAUAUACCCUCUGAUAUGAACGCAACAUCAUCUGGCAUGCAAAGGACACGGAUAGGUAGUCUUCCGCACGCAGCUAGACGCAGAUCAAAGCACAGACAACGGUACCGUACCUGAA